GAGGAAUCAACGUUAAUGCUUCCAGCCUCAUUUGGAGAGGAUUUAUCGCUCUAGAGAAGUGCUGCAUGGCUGCGUCCCUGGUGUUCAGACUUCAUGACAGAGGCCCUGAGCUGGUGAGGGAGGUGCUGCUGGAGCGAGGGUGGGAGGAAUACGACGAAGAAGAAAGAGAAAAAGAAGACUGGAACCUGUACUGGCGGGGAUCUGAUUUUCGCAGCUCAGAGUAUCACAAUCUGUUGCCAUGGCAGCGACUCAACCACCACCCAAAGACUGCUGGCAUCACACGCAAGGACUACCUGGCACGCAACCUGAGGAGGAUGAGAGCCACAUUUGCCUCAUCUCUUUAUGACUUCAGUCCCACUGCCUUUAUCCUCCCCAACGACUACACCCACUUCCUGUCUGAAUACAACAAACAGCGUCUGACCAGAGGGCCGUCUGUGUACUGGAUAUGUAAACCUGUGGAUCUUUCCAGAGGCAGAGGGAUCUUUGUCUUUGAGGACAUUAAAGAUUUGGUCUAUGACUGCUCUGUAAUUGUACAGAGGUACAUCAGUGACCCUCUGCUGAUCUCUGGCUACAAGUUUGACCUGAGGAUCUACGUUUGCGUUAAGAGCUUUCAUCCACUGACUGUUUACAUCCAUCAAGAAGGCCUGGUGAGAUUCGCCACUGAGAAGUACAACCUGAUGUCUCUGCAGAACCUUUACGCUCAUCUCACCAACACUAGCAUUAACAAGUUAGGUCCUUUCUACAGAACCCAAAAAGAAAAGGUUGGCCAAGGAUGCAAGUGGACCAUGAGCAAGUUCAGACAUUUUCUACAUGGCCAGGACAUCAACGAGAAUCUUUUAUGGCAGAGGAUCAACAACAUAGUGACUCUGACUCUCCUUACAAUCACACCAUCUGUCCCUUCCUGUCCAAACUGUGUGGAGCUGUUUGGGUUUGAUAUACUCAUUGAUGUCAAGUUUAAGCCUUGGCUACUGGAAGUCAACUACAGCCCAGCAUUGACUCUGGACUGUCAGACUGACAUCACUGUGAAAAAAAGGCUAAUCAGCGAUCUGGUGGAUCUAAUGAACUAUACAUUAGUGGACAGCUUGAGGAAGAGGGCUUAUCAAAGACGAGUGUUCAAGAAGUCUUGCUUCCCUGCUAACCUUUCCUCAAAUGCUUCAAUACCUAUUUUCCCAAAGUUCAAGGAGGACAAAUUUCAAAAGAAAUCAAAUGGAGCCCAGUCAAAUCGAACCUGCACUCUUCCUAUGCUUAAAACUCGUCACCAGUUAGAAAAGCUCAACCAAAGACAGUCCAGGCAGUGUUCUUUCAUAGCUAACAACCAAAGAAACCUUCCUCCAGUUGACUUAAACAUGAUACAACCUGUAAGUGGAGGGAUAAUUACCAAAACUGCUACCAACAAGAACCUAAAUACGAUACUGGGCCCACGUUCAAGGACAAACGUGUCAGUAGUAAACAGACAGACGUGUCCAGCUCUAGCACCAAGGCUGAUAGGCAACAGGAGGCUUCAUGAGUCUGAGGUUACAGACUGUGACGACACUGAAACAGAAGCUGAGCUUUCAGUAGAGACAGACGUUUCCUCUUUGAUACAUGAUAUCCAAAAGAAUGGGCGUGGAUUCAGAUGUCCUGCUGUGCCCUGGAAGCUCCCAGAUAUCCACUGUACGAGCAACAGGAGGAAGAGGAUUUCAGCACAGAAGAGACCAAAUGUUCCUCCACUCAGAGUUGGAGACUUCAUACGGACGUUUCCGUUCAACACAGCCACUCUGAGGGCCUCACAGCAUGAACUGAAUGUUAAAGAAAUCAUGCAGGAGCUUCACAAGCUGACCAAUCAGUUAGCCAAACCAGAAAAAAAGAGGAGGAGAGAAAAGGAUGCCGGCAACAUGGACAAAGAUCCUGAAGAUUUUGAAUCACUGCUGUGGGGGCCAAAAGAUCCUCCACUGAUCAGUCAGUGUUGUUUUUCAAGCUCUGACAUCAAAGCUACAGGCUCUCUUACAAAACACUUAAAUCUUUUUUACCCCUUCACUGUACGAAACAUGGACAUGAAACUAAAGGGAUAUUUUGGUAAGAAGACAUAA
This is a messenger RNA of Cheilinus undulatus (humphead wrasse), 2069 nucleotides long. It is a transcript of the gene ttll2, whose product is annotated as tubulin tyrosine ligase-like family, member 2. Gene Ontology annotation, cellular component: cilium. Gene Ontology annotation, molecular function: tubulin binding; tubulin-glutamic acid ligase activity. Lineage: Eukaryota; Metazoa; Chordata; Actinopteri; Labriformes; Labridae. The record is from RefSeq and is a predicted model, not a curated record. Gene Ontology annotation, biological process: microtubule cytoskeleton organization; protein polyglutamylation. Bases 66 to 2069 code for a protein of 667 amino acids. The transcript has 6 exons.